AUGCCGAGCAUGCGCCAGUCUGCACUCAGACUCAUGGGUAGGGCAACCGACUUCAUCCAGGCCGAGCUUGAACUCGUAAAGGCACAACCCGACUUGCGUGCCGUUCCGACCGGGCUUUUAUUCUCGCUAUUCUGUCUCGGAACGACGGUCUGUUGGGUAGAUUCGCGGGGCUUUGGCAUCCCAUUCCUCCGAGAAGCGCGAACUCUCAUUCAGCGGCUGAACACGCAGUCCAUAGUCCUCAGCGCCACCGGCUUAGACAUGCUGACCUUCUUCAACAAGAGCUUGGCAUAUUGCGAGAUGCUUCUAGCAGUGGUACGCGACGACGAACCCCUCGAAAGCCAGGACAAUGAAGACUUGGCUGCAAAUCAGCUCCAACUCAUUCAUGAACGGGAUCCCCAUCCAUGGACCGGGGUUUCCACGGUCAUAAACCGCUUGUUUGCAGAUUGCAUUCGACUUUGCCGAAGCUUUCGACAUCGCCUGAGGCAAGGCAUGGAUCCGCAGCGAUACUUCUCUUCAGCGCUGCAGGACCUGAUCGUUGCUCAGCGCCUCGAGGAACAGCUCCUGGAAUUGGAAUUCCCUCCAGACAGCCCGGAUGUCGACACGGGAGAUUUCGCAACGCCAGUGUCUCACCUCGCAAAAGUUGCAGAGGCCUACCGCCUAUCUUCGUUGCUUCACCUCUACCAGACCUUUCCAGAUCUCGUUUCGCUUCGUCUUCCGACCGAGUCUCCCGUCACGGAGAGUGGCUCCGUGCCAUGGGACGAGUGGAUCAUUCCCCUCGCCCUUCGGCUCGUCAAGGUCCUGGAGCACAUUCCUACAACAUCCGGCACUCGAGUGAUCCAGCCGCUGCUGUACAUCUCAGCUAGCACCGGUCUUCGGCACGACAAUUCCGCGUCAUCUGACAUGAUGAACAUUUUUGGUUCGCUCCAGCAGGACCUGAUGGGUGGCACGGGGUCGAGCGUCAUCAGUCCUCCGCCAUUGUUCGAUUCGCACAACCUGUCGUUGUACAUCAGCCAGAUGGCUUCUGCCCCGGUACCGGAGGAGCCCAUGGGCAAUCUUUCAGUCGAUAUCAGCAGUGCCAGACAUUUUGUCAUGCGACGGUUGGGUAUCUUAGAGAGUAGUCUGCCGCCUGCGCCGGUGGUUGUUGCCAGAGAGCUGGUGCAAACGAUUUGGAGAGCCUACGACAGCGAGAUUGGGAUACCGACGAUUCAUUGGAUCGACAUAAUGGAGGACAACAACUUGCGGUCAAUGUUUGGAUAA
Colletotrichum aenigma is the source of this 1257-nucleotide messenger RNA. It is a transcript of the gene BEA4-5, whose product is annotated as Beauvericin cluster-specific repressor BEA4. Lineage: Eukaryota; Fungi; Ascomycota; Sordariomycetes; Glomerellales; Glomerellaceae. Gene Ontology annotation, cellular component: nucleus. Bases 1 to 1257 code for a protein of 418 amino acids. The record is from RefSeq and is a predicted model, not a curated record. Gene Ontology annotation, molecular function: DNA-binding transcription factor activity; transcription cis-regulatory region binding. Gene Ontology annotation, biological process: positive regulation of transcription by RNA polymerase II. The transcript has a single exon.